Funneliformis geosporum is the source of this 1794-nucleotide messenger RNA. Lineage: Eukaryota; Fungi; Glomeromycota; Glomeromycetes; Glomerales; Glomeraceae. The record is from the annotation of a GenBank genome assembly.
AUGCGUAUUGAAAAACACCCAAUUUGUAAUUCGGAAAACGUUACUGAAGGAAGUAUUACUACUCCUUUAGAAUCACCUACCGAUGAAGGAUACAACGAUGGUUAUGAAGAAGUAAAACAUGAAAUUGAGAUUCCUUCUUGGAUAACUUCGCUAAGUGAAGAACAAAGAGCUGAAUUUGCAUUUCUGCUUCUUUUGACGCUCCCAACUCCAAAAAUUGCAAAAUUACACGGUCGUUUAUCUCCUUUGUUUCAUCGAGACUUUUUAGCCUUAUUGCCUUAUGAAUUGGCAAUUCAUAUUCUAUCCUUCCUGGAUGCACGAACUCUUGGACGAGCUGCACGUGUAUCUAAACAAUGGAGAAAAGUUAGUUCUGAUGGAUCUUUAUGGAGAAACUUAUUCUUUAGAAAUGGUUGGACUGUAAAUACAAAAUUAAUUGAAUUGUACACAUCAAGUUAUCAAUUACCGACACCAACUACGAGUGAAAAUUCAAAUUCACUAUUUAAUCAAGAAAAAAAUUCUGAUCAAUCAAUAUCUGUUCAACAAUUUAUUGAAGCUGAUGAUGAUUAUGAAUUGGAUGAUGGUCAUGACGAUCAUAUUGUAUGUGAUCAAGAUGACUUAAAUUCGCAAUAUAAAAAUGAAAAUUUACGGUAUCCUUCAACAUAUCCGGCAAGUUCAUUUUCAAAAGCGAACGAUGAAAGUAGUGCUCAGCGACAAGAAUCAUCAUUGAAUUUAGAUGUAUGUAAUGGUGUAUUACCACAUUUAAGAACAACUUUUAGUCAGAGUAGUAUAAAUAUACCCUCAGCCAUUCCGUCGACAUCCUUGUCAACUGUUUCUGCACCAAUUUUGGAUGAUUCAUCUACAGGCGAUUCAUCAUUUUCAAAAUCAAAAAUUUCCCCACAAUCCAUAAACAUACCGUCUACUUAUAUUCCAUAUAAUCUUCCCAUUCACCAAAAUGAAUCGGGGCAACCCAUAAUUAAUUGGAAACACUUAUAUCAUCAAAGAUCAGUAAUUGAGAAUCAUUGGCGUAAGGGUAUUUAUUCGAUUCGGGAAUUACCUGGGCACAGUGAAAGCAUAUAUUGUGUUCAGUUUGACGAAAAUAAGAUUAUAAGCGGAAGUCGUGACGAUACGAUUAAAAUUUGGGAUAUUAAAACUGGAAAAUGUGUUAAAACAUUUCAUGGACAUAAACAAUCUGUUUUAUGUUUACAAUAUGAUGAUAAAGUAAUUGUUAGUGGAAGCAGCGAUGCAACUAUUAUUGUUUGGGAUUUAGUUACAGGAGAAAUUAAACAUACGUUGGAGGGUCAUAGUGAAAGCGUUUUGAAUUUACGAUUUGAUGAUAAUCUUAUUAUAAGUUGUUCAAAAGACCGUACGGUACGAAUCUGGGAUCGUGAAAUAGGAACGUGUCUUCGAGUGUUAUGUGGACAUCGUGCAGCAGUUAAUGCUGUACAAUUUAAAGAUGGAUAUGUAGUUUCAGCAUCGGGAGACCGUACGAUUAAAUUAUGGUCUCUUUCAUCUGGACAAUGUCUUCGUACUUUUGAUGGUCAUUCGCGUGGAAUUGCUUGUAUUCAAUUUGACGGAAAUAUUAUUGUUUCUGGAUCAAGUGAUAAAACUAUAAAAGUUUUUGAUGUUAAUACAGGAGCUUGCUCAUCCACUCUUGUUGGACAUACUGAUCUUGUAAGAACUUUACAGUUUGAUAAAAAUAAAAUUGUUAGUGGAAGUUAUGACGAAACCCUUAAAGUUUGGGAUCUUAAAACAGGAGAAUUACUGUCUAAUUUAAUUCAUGGUCAUACUAGCAGGUAA